Messenger RNA from Brassica napus (rape), 1950 nucleotides. Its product is annotated as pumilio homolog 18-like. The record is from RefSeq and is a predicted model, not a curated record. Gene Ontology annotation, biological process: post-transcriptional regulation of gene expression. The transcript has a single exon. Gene Ontology annotation, molecular function: mRNA binding. Gene Ontology annotation, cellular component: cytoplasm. The coding region runs from base 327 to 1328 and encodes 333 amino acids. Lineage: Eukaryota; Viridiplantae; Streptophyta; Magnoliopsida; Brassicales; Brassicaceae.
AGAAAUGAUACUCGGUUUGCAACUAAACCGAAUCUUUCACGAUGGAUCGUUUUCGAGUGCGCUUAACGUUUAUAGAACGACGACGUUUGUUUCAUUCCCGAGACUUUCCAUUUUUAAAAUAGGUAAUUUAUGGUUUACGAAAAGUGAGGAAAAAAAGGAAACUACGGAUAAUUUCCUUUUUCUAAACUUUCCUUUUUUCCUGAAGGAGCAGAUGAUGUGACUAGUAUAAAUAUAUGACUACCCCCAUGGAUCCAAUAAUCAUUCGAAACAAUCUGUAACACUUGUCCAAUAUAACACAGACUCUAUAAGAUUUUAUUCUCUGUUCAAUGGCAAUGACCGAUAACAAUAAUCCCUUUUCCAUGUCGACAAUGUCUGAUGCUUUACAACACAUCCCUUUCUCUAAAGGAGUCUCCGGUUACAUUCCUCCUCCGGGAUUCGCCCCACGCUCCUCCUCCGCCGUAGCAGACACUCGCUCAAACUCUCUGUUCAACGUUAUGACUAGCGGCAAAGGCUUGGCCCAGUUUAAAGAUAUCAUCUCAAAGUCUGACCGAAAAGAGCUUCAGCUGAUGGCGUCGUUGCUUACGUCAGACUCCGACUACUUCAUGGAGGUCGUCAGAAACAUUAACGGGUCGAGACGCGUCCAGAAGCUCCUCGGAAUAUCAGACGACGUGGACGCUUUAUUCUACGCCGCUAUCUUGCGCCGCUUCUACCACAUUAUCACCGAUAAGUACGCAACGUACGUGGCGAUACGAGCUAUGCUCGUUUUCGACCAGAAGAAGCAGUAUGUAAUGUACGAGCACCUUCUCCACCACGCGCUCGACAUAGCGCGUAAUCAGUACGGCUGCAUUGCGCUCAAUGAGGUUAUAACCGAUGCGGAUGAUCCUUUCUACAGAAAUCUUCUACUAGACGUGGUAGCGCGCAACGCUCUCUACCUAAGCAAUGAUCCUUCAGGGAACUUCGUGGUCCAACACGUGCUUGCACUCUAUGACUUGCGUUGCACGCAUAACGUUGGUGUUAGUCUUCAUGGCCAUUGCGUUGAUCUGUCGUUUAAGAAGUAUGGAAGCUACAUCGUAGAGAAGCUUCUAGAUACUGAGGAAUCAAUGGCUGUGGUGGUUGUGGAGCUUUUGGAGUGUGAAAGAGGCAGGUUGACGAGGCUGGCGAGGAAUGAGUUUGGGAGUUUCGUGGUGGUCAAGGCAUUGAAAAUCACGCAGGGGAUGAAUAGGGUCGAUCUGUUUAGGGGUUUGGUGCAGAAGCUGAUGCCUGUUCGCCACCUUUUGGUUAGGUCUCACGGAAGCAACAUUGUAAACUUCUUGGAGUCGACUAUUUAAGUUACCUAGCUGGUCACAAUAGUCGUGUAUGUCUGUCUCAAACUAGUUACACAGUGCUGCAAAUUGUGCAAAUUUGAUGUGCUAAGUUCGAUUUUAUGGUAAUUGCUAAUAUCUUAUAAGAAAGGCUUCUUGAAGAAAAGUUAUCUGAAAACAUGAAUGUUCAAUUGUCUUUGUUUCAAACUAACUGCAGUAGUCAAAUUGUUCGGAUUAUAAUGUGUUAGGUUCAUUCUCAAUUAUUGUGGUCUUGUAGGAUUGGCUCGUUGAAGAAGAGUUGCAAUUUGAGAAACAUGAAAUAUUCAUCGACAGUUUUCUUUAAAAUAUGAAAUUCCAUAACUAAAACCUAAACAUAAGUUCUAUCAUGUCUAAUUGAAAUUUUAAACAAAAAAUAACUAUAAACAUAGGUUCUAUCAUGUCUAAUUGAUCCACCAAUUUGAAAAUAAAAAGUAUCAAGAUAGUAUUAAAUGACCUUAAGGUAGCUUAAAUAAAGAUAUCAGUCUUAAAAAUAACUUACACUACCAGGGAUGGCUUAGUGCAAAAACAAGGAAGGAAUCAGUGAGCAGCUCCAACUUUUCCACAUUCAUUUUAUACACUCCCACUUUUCCACAUCCAUUUUAUACACUCC